GCUAUAUUUUAUUAAGAUAAUUUUGCCUAUAAUUAUAUCAAGACAGUUCUUUAAAAUAACAAAUCACAAAUCCAUGCAAAGUUAUAUGGCUUACAAAUGUCUGAUUGUAUUCACAGAAAGACCAUUAAAAAAAAAACAGCAACUACGCAGUUAAACAACACCUCAUAUCACACAUACACACUGAAACAGUCUAAGAGGUUGCAUUACACCAAAGAUACAGAACUAACUAAGAUUGUCAUGUGCAUAAUAUCUGUUCAAGCAAUGACAGUGGUGAUACAGUAUUAUCACAACGUCUGUUUCUUGCAAAGUGUGAUUUGAGGGAAAGAAAUCGUUGCUAGCAUUCAGUGGACCAUUAACACAAAUAAAGGCUGUGGUUAAGUAUACACUGUCAUACAGAAGCCUUUAUUUUUGUUUUAAUGAAUAUUGUGAUGCACUCAUUAAAAGCUUUUAUUCACAAUGUUUUCUGCAAAAACUCCUACCGGAAAAAAGUAUAAAACCAGUAAUUGUUUACAAUAUUUUUACUAAUCUCAUACUCGUACAUUCUUUUAAAUUUGUAGUAGAUAGGCCUACAGAUGAAGCGAAACUGCUAAAAUGAGAGUGUCAUUUUAGCUAAGUGGUCAAUCUGUGACAUUUAGAUCCUCUAUUGGUCAAACAUCUUUUUGCCUGUAAGAGUUCACCGAACUUGAACUUACUUGAAUGCAUGUGUAUGAAUGGAAAUGAAUGAAACAGGAAACACGUGACUGUCCCUUUACAAAACUAAAGCAUUCACAUUGCUGUCUGCAGCCGAAAAACUUACUGGAAGCCACAUUUCACAGCAUGAAAAAAAUGAGUGCUAAUUCCACAAAAGUGCACAGAAUUGCAUCUAAGGAGACAACCAAUAUCAUCCAAAGUGGCACUUUGUCACUUUCAACUAAGAGCUACAAAUGUCUGAUCACCAUUCACUUGCAUUGUAUGGACCAACAGAGCUUAAAUAUUCUUCUAAAAAUCUUCAUUUGUGUUCUGCUGAAGAAAGUCAUACACAUCUGCGAUGGUAUGAGGAAAACCAAAGCAAUGGCAGACAAGCCUGAUAUCAGCGAGAUCUCUCAGUUUGACAAAGCUAAGCUGAAGAAAACUGAGACGCAAGAGAAGAAUACUCUUCCAACCAAAGAAACCAUUGAACAGGAGAAGCAAUGUGAGGCAUGAACUCACCGUCUGAUCUUCACCAAGGGCAAGAUGAGGUUGCAGUGAGCUUCAAGUUGCUUCACUUUAGGUGAAAGACUGUUUCUGCCAACCACCAAGAUACUAUGGCCGAGGAAUGGAGUGGCAUAUUACUGGCCCUCAGUGUUUUUAUUUGAUAAUGACCACAUGGCCUUGUGGAAGCUGAUGCUGUCUUUUCAUGGCAGUCACAAUUGUGUGUCAGUGCAGAGACCAUCUACUUUUCAUUGAUUUAGUUGCACAGAGGCUCAUGUCUAACUCUUAGAAUGUUCUAUGUACAUUCACCAUCUGAUCAAAGGUGAAAUUAUCUGCCCUCAUUUUGAACUUGGUGAAAUAAACCUUGCAAAUGAAUCCCCUUAUGUGUGUGGUUGCAUUCGUUUUCUUGAAGGUCGGUCUUGGUGUUUUGCUUUAUUUAUAAUGACUAGUUGUACUGGGUAAAGUCUCCUCUUUUGCCAGGAAAGACUUCCAAUAGCACUGUAAAUGUAAUCCCAAAGCAUUUACUCCCUGUGGAUCAUCAGCUUUCCCCCUUCUGCCCUCUCAUGCUUUCUUUUUUU
Messenger RNA from Myxocyprinus asiaticus (Chinese sucker), 1748 nucleotides. RefSeq names its product thymosin beta-b-like. NCBI's taxonomy places the organism in Eukaryota, Metazoa, Chordata, Actinopteri, Cypriniformes, Catostomidae. Gene Ontology annotation, molecular function: actin monomer binding. Gene Ontology annotation, biological process: regulation of cell migration; actin filament organization. The coding region runs from base 721 to 1182 and encodes 153 amino acids. Gene Ontology annotation, cellular component: cytoplasm. The record is from RefSeq and is a predicted model, not a curated record. The transcript is spliced from 4 exons.